Messenger RNA from Cimex lectularius (bed bug), 3394 nucleotides. RefSeq names its product cilia- and flagella-associated protein 69-like. Gene Ontology annotation, cellular component: non-motile cilium; sperm midpiece. Bases 331 to 3108 code for a protein of 925 amino acids. Lineage: Eukaryota; Metazoa; Arthropoda; Insecta; Hemiptera; Cimicidae. The transcript has 16 exons. The record is from RefSeq and is a predicted model, not a curated record. Gene Ontology annotation, biological process: positive regulation of flagellated sperm motility.
AAUAUUUUUAACUGCAUGUAACUUAUUUGAUGGCAAUAAUGAAAAUUUGGAUGUAACGUUUUUUUUUUGUUUUUUUACCUUUAUUUAAUUAGAGUAUUAGAUUUUUACUCCAAUAUAGAAAUGUUCUGAGAAUAUUUUUAAAAAAAUAAUUAUUUUUACAAAAAUAAAAUACCAAUAGAUUAGGUUUUUUUAUUUUUUUCCCAGGUGACUGUUUUCUUGCAAUUGUGUGUUCUUAAGAUUCUAAAUUGAGUUUCCAUAUUUUUUAUUUAAUUUUUGAAAGAUCGGGGCUUAUUCUUUUUUACGUUAACUAGUUUAACAAUCGUUUCCCCAAUGUGCGAUAAGCCGGCACCAAAACAAUCGGAAGAUAAGUUCACCUGCAAAGAGGUGCCCUGCCCUUGUUGCCCCCAUCAUCAUGAGACCUACGAGACCUUGUGUGAGCACUCGAACACAACAACGAUUCUCACAAGGCUUAUCAAUGUCGUCAGUGAUUCAGAAGGACGCUUCCUUGUCGGGAGACAGCAGCAGCUCCUUAACCAUUACCUCGGCCUAUCGACCAACAAUCAGCUUAAAAUGGUCGAUGUUGAAUAUAUGUCGAUAUUGCUCGAGUUCCUGUGUGAAAAUCUGCCUGAGAAUGAGCCAUAUAAGAAUCUCUUGUGGAGGGUGCUAUCACUGUGUCAGAAGCCACCUUACUUGACUAAAUUUUCCGAUUCACACAAUGCUCCAGUCAAACUGGCUGGUUACUUUUCAGCUCUAGGUAACUGCCUUAUAUUCCUAGAUGACCCCAACCUGAAGAUAAUGGUCAUCAACGUCAUAUACAACAUGCUGAACAACGAGAAGGAUCCUACACAUACCAUUAUCUCUUUUUCACACAGAAAAGCAGCCCUUGAUGCUAGUUUAAUGGGCGAGAAACUUUUACAGCUAAUUAAAAUAGAGAGUGAUACAAUUUAUCCACACCUGCUUGAUCUCAUCCUUAAAAUCGUCAUACUUUCUAAAGAAUGUGCUCAGACUCUUUUGCUAAAUGAUGGGAUUCACUGGCUGUUGGACAGAUUGGAUAUUUCAGAUGAGAAACCAGCUAAAGACUCAAUUUUACGAGAGACUACGAGCAUAGUGAUCUGGAAGUUGUUGGAUUGCGUGGGCGAUAAGAAACUCGCGUUGAAAGCUCCAUUUCACCCGGACAACCUUAAGAAGCUCAAGUUGUGGCUACGGAAUGAAACCAUCUUCGGAAAACUCUCUUCCAGGAACAACAUUGCAGCACUGAUAUGCCGUGUCCUUUAUGUCUUUCCCUACCUUGAAAUCAUAUCUUCUGGAGUUGUAGAAGAUGUGUGUAUGUUAGCAACAGCAACAGAAUUCGGCACUGAUGACAGUUGGGCCUCAACUGUUAAGUUCGCACCAAUCCAGGAAAAUCUUGAACUUAAGAAACUGCUCACAGUUUGCAUAUUAUAUCAUUAUCACAUGACAGGAGUGCGAAUGAUGGCAGAUGAAUAUGGGUUUCUUCCAAGUCUGUCCCUUUCAUUGAAUCCUUACACACCUUCAAUGGCACCUGCUUGGCCAACGUCCUUUAAAUGGGAAUUGAUUAACUACACCCUUCACGCGUUGCCGAUCAUCGCCCGGUACAAUCCGAGAAAGUACAUUGAGUGCUCUGUUACAACCCGAAUCGUUUUCCUCAUAGAAUACUUUUCGUCGGUGAAGGAAAGCCCUGAACUCGUUAAGUGUUGCUUGCAUUGUGUCCAAUUGCUCCUGAUAAACGGCAUUGGUGGGGAACAUUUCAGGCAACACAACCUCAUAGCAGUCUUGCUCGGCCUGGGCUACCACAUACUGAAAAAUAAACUGACACUGAGAGCUCAGAUCAAUCUGACCUACUGCUUCUUCAUACUCACCGCACUGCACAAAGAUUACGAUCCAAGGUUUGCUCAUUACGAGAUAAUGACUGCCAUUGGACUCGAGAUUCUCAACAGGUUCCUCAAAUCUCUGGAUUCUGAUUCCAAAUUUGAUGGGAGUUUGAUAGUUUCCACUAUUGACUACAUAUGGAACUGUGUUAUUAAAAUAGAAGAACAAAGAAAAUCGUUCAUAUUGCAAGGAGGAAUAUACUUACUUCUCGAUGUUGCCAAUAUUUCCUGUUUGCCAGUGCAAACAUUGAUAUUCGGCGCGCUUGCCGAUGCGACUUUGGACGUCAACAGUAUUCCUCAAAUGGUGACGUGGAGAGGAAGUUGUGAACAGGACACAAUCAUCGCCCUGAUGUGCAAUAUAUGGAGGAAGCAGGAAGAAGUCAAAGGCGUCAAGAGGGACCUGCAUGGCUGCAUUAAUAACUAUGAAGAAACACUUGCUGGUGAAAUUCAGAGCAAGUUGAAACCAGACAUCAUAAACUGCGCCUCCAUCGCCGAGAUGUUUGGCUGUGUCCGGCCUAAAAUUUUCGCAGUGCAUAGCAACAUUUUCCGACUCCACAGUAACGUCACCGACCGGGUCAUGGCAGCUUAUACGGUUAACUGUAACAACAUAUCAUUCAAAGACAAGAUAACAGAAGAGGUGAUCAUUUACUAUGAAUUCUUCAAAAGGGGAGAAAUAUGGGCUGCAUUGAAAAAGGCGUUAAAGGAAAAAAACAUCCAGCUGUUACCGCAGGGUGAGACCGCGCUUAAUAUACUUGCUUAUCGACACUUAUACACGGCAGUACAAGUCCAGAAGAAACAAUUGCAGCAUUACUGGUUAGAACUCGCCAAGGAAGAGAAUGAGGAAGAAAAUUUGUAUGACAAGCUUAAAUCAUGCAUGCUGGCUAAGGCACUGGAGGCCCUCAACGAGAUACGUUUUGAACUUUUCUGCAGUGAUUCCGAUUAUGCGAGAGAAGCUAAAAGAAAAAUCGAAUACACCUUCGAACAAGCAAGGACUUUGCACAAACUCAAUCACAAAUCGUCCACAUAUCACAAAGCCACCGUAACUGGGCUGAAUCUUGCCAGGAAUAAGCCAAACGAUUUUGUUAAGACGAUGUACAAUACGAAGCUGCCACCAACAGAGUACAUGGUGCCUGUAGAACCGGUUGUAGAAGAAAUAAAGAAAGCUGCUUCCAUAAGUGCUUUUGAUUUGGCAGCGUUGCACAGUCCAUCAAUUUCGUUUUGAACAAUAGUCCCUUUAUUUUAAAUAUGCACACAAUUAAAUAAACUAAAAUCAAAAAUAAUACAAUAUAUAUUACAUAUUAGCUGUAUGUUCAUGGACAUAAUUGCGAUGAGAAGAUUUUCAUGUGUUACAAAAACCUGGUAACUUCACAUUUUGUGAAACAAAACCUUACAAUCUAGGAUUUAAUUUAAAACUCAUUUUUGCACACCUUUGACCAACCUUCCACCAUAUGUGGCAAUAAGUUUAAGUUUUACUGUACUUAUUCACACAAUAUACACUAAGCAACAUU